GUUCUUUAUACUGGCAGACAGAAGAGUUCCUUCAUUAGACUUCCUCCAUUCUCUCAUACUGUUGGAAGAAAUGUUAUGUGUACUUAUUUUCUUCUGUUUUUGGCGUCUGGUUGAUACAGAUGGAAUGAAGAUGUCAGUGAUGGAGGGAGAUUCUGUCACUCUACAAACUGAUGCUACUGACAUCCCCAGGAAAAAUAUACGUUACAUACAGUGGAGGUUUGGACCUGAAAAAGCACUUGUAGUCAUUCAGUUUAAUAAGGAGGCGCCUGAUGUUAAUUAUUUCAAUACUGAGAGAUUCAGAGGCAGACUACAGAUCGACAGUCAAACUGGAUCUCUGACCAUCAGGAACAUCAGAACCACAGACUCUGGACUUUAUCAACUACAGAUGAUAAAAUACUUACCGUUUUAUUUCAAUGUUACUGUCUAUGCUCGUCUUCCCAUUCCUGUCAUUACCAGAGACUCUUCAAACUGUUCUUCAUCUUCAUCCUCGUCAUCAUCCUCACAGCAGAAUUGUUCAUUGGUGUGUUCAGUGGUGAAUGUGGGUCAUGUGACUCUCUCCUGGUACAAAGGAAACAGUUUAUUGUCCAGCAUCAGUGUGUCUGAUCUCAGCAUCAGUCUCUCUCUACCUCUGGAGGUGGAAUAUCAGGAUAAAAACAGCUACAGCUGUGUGCUCAACAAUCCCAUCAGCAACCAGACUCAACAUCUGGACAUCACUCAGCUCUGUCACACAUCUGCAGACUCUUUUCACUGUUGUGAUUUCACUGAAGCUGUGAUUCGAUUGGUCAUCUCUGCUUUGAUGGGCGUGGCUACUGUUGCCAUAGUGCUUUAUGACAUCAGAUCUAGAAGAGCUAUGAAUAAUGGUCAUAAAAAACCUGGAAACAGAGAAUUGAACAAUUACUGGACAGGAAAUUAAUACAACCUUUUUCAUUUGAAUGUAGAUAUUUUCUGCUGUAAAAUAAACAUGGUAUAAAUAA
Carassius carassius (crucian carp) is the source of this 974-nucleotide messenger RNA. RefSeq names its product SLAM family member 9-like. The transcript has 4 exons. Bases 71 to 913 code for a protein of 280 amino acids. The record is from RefSeq and is a predicted model, not a curated record. NCBI's taxonomy places the organism in Eukaryota, Metazoa, Chordata, Actinopteri, Cypriniformes, Cyprinidae.